This is a messenger RNA of Punica granatum (pomegranate), 5363 nucleotides long. The record is from RefSeq and is a predicted model, not a curated record. Lineage: Eukaryota; Viridiplantae; Streptophyta; Magnoliopsida; Myrtales; Lythraceae.
CUUUCUCUGGAGUCUUGCAUUCUAUUUCUCUCAUCAGAGACAACCCUCUCUCUCUCUCUCUCGCUCGCUGUGUCUAAGAAGAUCAAAGACUCUCUCUCUCUCUCUCUCUAUAAACCUGUCAUCUCUCUCUGUCUGCUGUCUGUACUAUGCAGUCUGUAGGGUAGAUUCAGGUUGGCCCUGUUAAAGAGAUUUUCUUUUACAGAGACGUACUUCUGGUGGAUCAGACAAAUUUUAUGUUGAGAAGAAUUAACAGCAGUUCCUUGAGCUCUGUUCGACUGAUUAUUCGGUUUUUAUGCAUUUUCUUAUGAAAUGGCAUAUCGAGGGAGACCAAUAUUUGAUCUAAAUGAACCACCGAGUGGAGAUGAAGAUAAUGAUGGCAUCGUCUGUUCACUGCCACAAAAAGCUCUCCCGUUGACAAAUCACCAUCAUUCCAAUAUUUUAGCAGCAUCAGCGCCUUUGCAAGGAAUAGUGAACAAUAACGCUUUUUCACAUGCAUCAUCUGUUUCUGGGUUUCAACCUUUUGUCCGCAAUAAAGCAAAUAGCUCUGAAUUUAGUGAGGCUGAGCAGAAGAGGAUAGCAGAAUCAAGUCAGAAGGUUGGCUCAUCACUUAAGACCAGUGAAGAGAAGGAGGUCAAACUAUCUGUGCCAAUCAUUUCUGGUGUGGCCGGUGAUAUGGUUGAAAGAGAAGAAGGUGAAUGGUCUGAUGGUGAAGGCUCUGCUAGUGCACAGGGACUUAAUUGUUUGCAUGGAGAUGGUAAAGUUUCGGGCAGGCAAGAAAUCACUGGAAAGAUGGAGGACGCUUCUUGCAAUGGUAAAAUCUCCAACAGUGCUAGGGAAAAUAUUAUUAACAACGCAUCUGUAGGACUAGUUUUUAAACCUAAUGAUCUGGAGAGCAACAAUGACCGGAAUUUAGAGGGUGUUGCAAAGGAAGAUUCAUCUGCUAUUGUACAGGAAGAACCAAAUUCAGUUCCAAAGCAAAAAGAAGUAAAAGGCAUUGAGGCAAGCUAUGCACUGAAAUGUGCUAAUAAUCAGGGAAAGAGGAAGAUUGACCAGCACAAAGAAGCAAUGCUUGGAAAGAAAAGGAACAGGCAGACUAAGUUUCUUAAUAUAGAAGACGUGAAGCAGGCAGCCUCAAUGAAGGUGUCAACUCCAAGAAGACAAAGUUCAUCAUCAACUACCACCCGUUCUGCAAGAGAAGUGCGUACUGGCCCUACUCCUGUUGAACGUCUUGGUGAAAAGCCGAAUCAACUCGCCUUCAAAGAUCAGAAACGAGUAGAUGUAUCAUCUAGUGAACCUGGCCCUUCUUUAGAAAAUACUGAUUCUAGGCCUGAUUGUAAUGGUGACUCAGAUGCUGGGCUACUGGGAAAGCCCAAGAGGCAGUGCAAUGAUGUUGAUCUUCCUUCAGGGGUGUCAUUGGCACCCAUUCCGAGGCAAAGUUCAUGGAAGCAGCCUGUGGACGUGAAGUUGCCAAAAAAUUCUCAAGUGUCUAAUAAAAAGCCAGCCUUGAUAAGCCAAGGCUCCUUGGAUCAUAAAUUGGGGAGCAAGAAGCAUCUCCCUCUCAAGAAGCAAACUGCAAUUAGCACCUCCUAUCAAGAUACAUCGGUUGAGCGUCUCAUACGGGAGGUGACUAAUGAAAGAUUUUGGCAUCAUCCUGGGGAGACUGAGUUGCAAUGUGUUCCUGGUCGUUUUGAGUCCGUAGAAGAGUAUGUCAGAGUAUUUGAGCCUUUACUUUUUGAAGAGUGCCGUGCACAGCUCUACAGCACAUGGGAGGAGUUAACUGAAACAGUUUCUAAAGAUACACAUGUAUUGGUUCGUGUGCGAAAUAUUGAAAGGCGUGAAAGAGGAUGGUACGAUGUAGUGGUCCUUCCUUUUCCUAAUACUGAAUGCAAGUGGUCCUUCAAGGAGGGUGACGUGGCAGUUCUUUCAACCCCGAGGCCCGGGUCAUUCAGAUCCAAGAAGAAUAACUCUUCGAUGGAAAAUGACGAUGAGCAUGAGUUAAGUGGCAGGGUGGCUGGUACUGUCAGGCGAUUCAUUCCAUUUGAUACUCGUGAACCUCCUGGUGCCAUUCUUCAUUUCUAUGUUGGAGACUUGUACGAUUCAAAUGGGGAGGGCAACGACGAUCACAUUUUGAGGAAGCUUCAGGCCAAAGGUGCCUGGUACUUAACUGUUCUCGGUUCUCUUGCUACAACUCAGCGGGAGUACGUCGCGUUGCAUGCAUUUCGUCGUCUAAAUAUGCAGAUGCAAGCAUCGAUUCUGCAGCCUAGUCCUGACCAAUUCCCAAACAAUGAGCAGCAGACCCCCACGAUGCCUGAUUGCUUCACGCAGAAAUUUGUGGAGCACCUAAAUAGGACCUUCAAUGGGCCCCAGCUUGCAGCAAUUCAAUGGGCUGCAAUGCACACAGCUGCUGGCACCAACAGUGGGACGACAAAGCGACAAGAGCCUUGGCCUUUCACUCUUGUUCAGGGACCUCCAGGUACAGGCAAGACCCAUACAGUCUGGGGAAUGUUAAAUGUGAUCCACUUGGUCCAGUACCAGCAUUAUUAUAAUUCUCUGCUUAAGAGUCUUGCACCCGAAAGCUACAAGCAAGCUAAUGAAGGCAGUUCUGAUAACGUUCCAACCGGGUCUAUUGAUGAAGUCCUUCAGAGCAUGGACCAGAGCCUGUUUCGCACUCUUCCAAAACUCUGCCCCAAGCCAAGGAUGUUAGUAUGCGCUCCUUCUAAUGCUGCAACUGAUGAGCUCCUGGCACGUGUCCUUGAUCGUGGGUUUAUUGAUGGUGAGAUGAGAAUAUAUAAGCCCGAUGUGGCCCGAGUUGGAGUUGACUCACAGUCAAGAGCUGCUCAGGCUGUCUCUGUGGAAAGGAGGACUGAGCAACUUCUCGCUAUGAGUAAAGAGGAAGCGAUUGCUUGGCUGCAUAAGUUGAGGAACAGCGAGGCACAGUUCUCACAUGAGAUUGCUGAAGUCCAAAUGAAGCUCAAUAAUGCAGCUGCCGCUAUUCGGUCUCAGGGAUCUGUUGGGGUGGACCCCGAUGUUCUCAUGGCCCGUGACCAGGCCCGAGAUGCACUGCUCAAGCAGCUCGCACAGGCAGUCGAGAAUAGAGACAAAGUAUUAGUUGAGUUGUCCCGGAUUCUGAUUGCAGAAGCGAGGUUUAGAGCUGGGAACAACUUUAAUCUAGAGGAAGCCCGAGCGAGUCUUGAGGCGAGCUAUGCAAAUGAAGCUGAGAUCGUCUUCACCACAGUCUCAAGCAGUGGGAGGAAGCUGUUCUCUCGGCUCACACAUGGCUUUGACAUGGUGGUGAUAGAUGAGGCGGCCCAAGCCAGUGAGGUAGCAGUUCUUCCUCCACUUUCUCUUGGAGCUGCGAGGUGUGUACUUGUUGGAGACCCUCAGCAGCUUCCCGCGACUGUUAUAAGCAAAGCAGCGGGGACCUUGUUAUACAGCAGGAGCCUCUUUGAGAGAUUUCAACAGGCAGGUUGUCCGACUAUGCUCUUAUCAGUGCAGUACAGGAUGCAUCCUCAGAUUCGGGACUUUCCUUCCAGGUACUUCUACCAAGGGCGCCUCACUGACAGUGAGAACAUAGCUAAAUUACCUGAUGAAGCAUACUAUAAGGAUCCUUUGCUCAGGCCCUACUUGUUCUAUGAUGUAAUGCAUGGGCGUGAGUCCCACCGGGGCGGUUCAGUGUCAUAUCAGAAUAUGCACGAGGCACAUAUUUGUCUUCGCUUGUAUGAGCAUCUCCAAAAGACUCUGAAAUCUUUAGGGGUGGGGAAGGUGUCUGUUGGUAUAAUUACGCCGUAUAAGCUGCAAUUGAAAUGCCUUCAACACGAGUUUGAAGAGGUUUUGAAUUCAGAGGAAGGGAAGGACAUCUAUAUUAACACGGUGGAUGCUUUCCAGGGCCAGGAACGUGAUGUGAUCAUAAUGUCGUGUGUCCGGGCCUCAGGCCAUGGAGUUGGAUUUGUUGCAGAUAUCCGAAGGAUGAAUGUUGCUCUUACUCGCGCAAGGAGAUCUUGCUGGAUUCUGGGGAAUGCCAAUGCCCUUGGUCAGUCUGAUGACUGGGCUGCACUAAUUGCUGAUGCUAAAGAAAGAAAUUGUUACAUGGAUAUGGAUUCAGUACCCAAGGACUUUUUGGUAUCAAAGGGACCUGCUUACACUCCGUUACCAGGCAAGUCUUCCUUUAAUGCGAGGGGAGUUAGAUCAUCUGGAUUGAGGCACAGAUUGACGGACUUGCACCAAGAGUCUAGAUCAGGAUUGGCAUCCGAAGAAGAUGAGAAUAAGUCGGGAUCUCUGGUUAUCCCCAGGAAUGGGAACUUCCGCUCUCCAAAAUUCCCAAUGGAUAGUUCAUUAAAUGAUAUGAAUCAAGCAGGUGAUAGAUCGAGGGAUGCCUGGAACCAUGGCAUACCCAAGAAGCAGAGCUAUUUGGGUCCUGUGGGGAAACGGGAUUACUAACUUCAUCAUAUGCUCUCUCCGCAGUUCCAACUUUGUCCCCGUGAUGCUUGAUAGUGGAAGAUCUUUUUCCUCAAGCAAGAAAUAGCCAUCCACAAAGAUCUGCACAGCCUCAGGGUCUGUGGCUGUGGCUUCUCAUGUUUCACAGGUUGAAUGAGUUGAUGUUAAUUGGGAAAUUGCAGUCCCUUGGCAAGUUGGACCUGGGAAUUCCGUGGUCUUGAGGCACUCAGCUUGGGCAUGGAAAUUGUCCCUCGAAAUCAGGCGUCAAUUUUAUUGAAGUUGAUGACAUCAGCAGCAAGGUCUGCUGGGAUUUUGGGUGGGUGGGUGGUGGCGGCUGGUGGAGGAGAUCGAUCACGCACGAGUUCUCGAUAAAAAUAUCUACUAGUUCAGAGGCUCUAAAGGUAACUUGUCUCCUAUGCUUGUUAUGUCAUAAUCUAAUACAAAUGAUGGGUCUUAUACAUGCAUGAACUUGGGAACUGAUAGCGGUGGAAUUUGAAUUCAAUAGAGCAUAUGUGGCAUGUGAGCCGAAAUGUCCUGCUAAGGAGCAGUUGUCAUGGUAAUGGCUUUGACUUUGGCUUGAGCGUCAGACUGUAGGGCGAGAGCUUUUCUUUGAUGGCCUCGUCUUGACGUUUAUUGCCCGAUUAACUGAAAGAAGCAGAACCUCUGCAGUUUUUUUGGGGAGGAAGUGAAUGGCCUACAAUUGAUUGUCAGGGACAUGGAGGUGUUGAAAGGAGAAAUAGGGAUUUGUAUAGAAUCCACCUUUUUUGGGCCAAUUGAUUUUUGUAAAUUCCUUUAUUGACGUGGACUUUCAUUAUUUCUAUGUAACCAACACCCACCCAAGUACUACUAGUUUCAUUGCAUAUCAUUGAGUGAUAUCAAAGUAUUAUUUAAAAAAAAAGAAGGUGAGAUCUUUCGUGUUCUCGCCGCAA